GACACUUGUAUUAUCAAUAAAAUGUUACCAGGCACAGAAUUGGGUGUAAUUUUAUUGUCGUUAUUUAUUUUAAUAACGUUUAACUUAAUUAAUAAAACACCAAAACCAAUUCUGAAUGUGUACCAAAGAUCAAACGGGGUGUUUUGGUUUAAAACACUAUUCAUGUUCAUUAUAUUAAAAUUAAGAGCCUGGAAGUCAAAGGACAACAAAAUCCAUCAAAAGCUGGAUAAACCUCAACCUUUGUCCUACCAUGAAAAGGCUAUUGAUGCGGUUUACUUCAACGGAGCAAAUGCAAACGGAGAUCACUUCGUGGUUGGUACUGCCAGAAGACAAAACCAAAUCAUCGACGGCUUCAUAUAUUUAAAAAUCAAAGUUUCCGGCCUGGGUGUCUUAGAAACACCUAAACUCCCCGACACCACGUUACACCAAGAGGAAGCUAAAGAGGAGUACGAAGCUGAAGGCAUCAGAUUAACUCCUCUGGAACCGUUACGCAAAUGGAGCCUCAGCUACGACGGUACGAUGAAAAAUGGAACCAGAAACUUCGACGUUAAACUAAAAGCAACCUGGUCGUCGGAUUUGCCCGUCUUCAACUUCGACUGUCACAUGGAUCCGUGGUCGAUGGCCAAAUCGAUGGCGUACGAGAAGUGGAGCAGAGAGUACUUCAAAAACUUACAAGGCAACCACCAGACCCACUACGAGCAACACGGCCAACUGACUGGAACGGUCCAAAUCGACGGUCAGGAGUACGAAAUUAACAUGGACACGGUCAGGGAUCACAGCUUCGGCACGAAAAGGGAGUGGAGGAACUUCCACAGAUACGGGCUGCAUUUCUUUUCGGCGGAGAACGGCGAUCGGUUCAGUGUCGGGAUGAUUUGUUUGCCCGUUUCGUUUUCGAGGUUGACCAUGGGUUACGUGUACAAAAAGGAAGAGGACAAAAUUUAUCCGGUCACCGACUGCGACUUGCAGUUGUACCAACACGGCGAAGAUGACGAGCCGCCUGUGGAUUAUGCCUUUUCGUUUCAUGCAGGUGGUACGAGAUACACACUACAAGUCAACGUUGUAGAUUCCCCAUACUUUUUCAUAAGCAAAGAUUGGGAAAGUAAAGUGGUUGAAAGACUGUGCACGUUUAAAGUGAACGGAAUUAAAGGAUGGGGAGCUGCUGAAUGGCAAUACAGAAAUAUUGAAGGAAGACAAGUCAAAUUGUAAUUUAUAUCACUAUAAAUAAAUUAUUUAAUAAACUA
This is a messenger RNA of Aethina tumida (small hive beetle), 1241 nucleotides long. RefSeq lists its product as uncharacterized. The transcript is spliced from 5 exons. NCBI's taxonomy places the organism in Eukaryota, Metazoa, Arthropoda, Insecta, Coleoptera, Nitidulidae. The record is from RefSeq and is a predicted model, not a curated record. Bases 22 to 1206 code for a protein of 394 amino acids.